CACUACGAGAUCAAGUGUGGGAGGGUGUGUGUUUGUUUGUGUGUCUGAGAGACAGAGACGCAGAGACUUAUUGGACAACCACUGCAUGGUGAAGCCAACAGAGUAGCCUUUAAUAACACAGAAGAAGAGUUGCAGGAAAAGUCAGAAGAGGAGGGAGUUUUGUUGGAGGAAGAAAAAAAAGAGACUGAGAGAAGCCCCCACUCCCCCUACCUUACCCAGAGAGGAGGAGGUAAAGCGCCGGUAAGCAGAUAUUAAUGACCUGACAAAAAAAAGCACAUAACAUCCCCCGCGUUGAUCAGACAGCCUUACACUGGAGCCGCGCAACAUAUACACACACACGCAGGACGAGCCCCCCCCCCCGUCACCGAGUUCCACUCACUCAUGAUUAUCACUCCCACCACGCGCAGACACAAGGGCCACGCUUACACAGCCAGAGGAGUGGAGCAGAGAAGAGGACCCUCGCACUGUCGUUGGACUUUGUCAAAGUAAAAGUCUUACUUGGAUUUUCUUCUUUUUUUUUUCUUUUAAAAACCCUAAAGCCAGAGUCCUCCUUUUGUGCUGACCUUUUCCAAGCCCUCCCCCUUCCCAGGAGCAACAAUGAGCUGCAGGAAAAGGUGCAAACGGGAGAUCUUCAAGUUCGCACAGUACCUGUUCAGACUUGUCACAGGCACGCUCAACACCGACAGCGUUGAAGAUGAGCUCGAACUAUCUGCAGUCCGCCAUCGCCCCGAGGGCCUGGAACAACUCGAAGCCCAGACACGUUUCUCCCGCAAGGAGCUACAGAUCCUUUACCGCGGCUUCAAGAAUGAAUGCCCCAGUGGAGUCGUCAACGAAGACACUUUUAAAGACAUCUACGCGCAGUUCUUCCCGCAAGGAGAUGCUUCAACAUAUGCACACUUCCUGUUCAAUGCAUUUGACACAGAUCACAAUGGCUCUGUGAGUUUUGAGGAUUUUGUUAUGGGCCUUUCUAUCCUUCUGCGAGGCACAAUCCAGGAAAAACUCAACUGGGCUUUCAACCUGUAUGAUAUCAAUAAAGAUGGCUAUAUCACAAAAGAGGAAAUGCUAGACAUCAUGAAGGCCAUCUACGACAUGAUGGGCAAAUGCACAUACCCUGUCCUCAAAGAGGAGACGCCGCGUCAGCAUGUAGAAGUAUUCUUUCAGAAGAUGGAUAAGAAUAAAGAUGGGGUGGUAACCAUAGACGAGUUCAUCGACUGCUGCCAAAAUGAUGAAAACAUCAUGCGAUCAAUGCACCUCUUUGAAAAUGUUCUUUAACUCUUGGCUGACUGUGGAGGCUUUGGAAGAGAACAUCAUCUUUAGCUUGGCCCACUAACUGACUUGGACUCAUACCGUGUACAGAGUGCUAUGCAGACUUUUGACCGUAGAUAAAAUAUUGUUCAUUACCGCGGGCCACAAGUAGGAGUAGGCAAUACGGUGUGAGCACUCUGGAAUGAGUCGCCUUUUUGAACAUUUUACUGAAUACUUAACUUCAAAGUUGACUUCCACCAGUUUCUAGUGAAGGGGGGGCGUUAGCUUCUGACAUUAUAAACACACAGGAAAAAAAGACAUGCCUGAUGAAGGGGUUUAGACCGGUUCCUUCAUCUGUGUUGCAGCCUUGACGUGUUUUAUUUACUGCCAGGUGAAAUCACUGUGACUUUUUACAGCAUCAGAAAAAAAAACAAACACUGAACAAAAUAUCGUCUGUUUUGACAUUCCAGACUGGCUCUCACUUCCAGAGUGUUCUCACCCCCGACUUAGUUAACCAUUGUGGUUGUGUCUUUUUGCUCUUUUGAAGGGCGCAUUUAGAGAGAGAGAAAAAAAAUAUACAUUGUACCAUUUUCAAUUGUGUAUAUACUACAGAUAAAGCAUUAGAUGAGAAAUCUAUGAGAAACUCUGUUCAUGUUUACUUGCCAACUAGAAAGAGACAACACGAGGAUUGUAUUGAUGUCAAAAACCGGACCAUACUAUCGAUGGUUUGUCUACAGAAGCACACAGGUAGCUAUAUUUACCAUGAGUAUCACAUUAGCCUUCAGUGUAUUUCAUUAACCCUAUAUAUGUAUAUUCCUUGUAAAGUAAACCAACUGUCAUUUUGUUUUUGUUUUUACACUAAGAGCAGUGCUUAAAGUUAUUUAUAUGGUAUUAUGGUCACUGUACAGCAUUAAAUGAAAGUUCGCGCUCGGGUGCAUUUCAGGUCUUUAGAUUUCUUCAUGUUUUUAAUCAGAAAGGGCAGUGGGCUUUGCUUGUUGUUACAAACACUGCAACUUUGUAUUAUACUCGUCAUUUUUGGACCGUCGGCUAAUGCGCUUCCUGCUGUUUCCCUCCUCCUCGUCCCUGCGGGCUCAAGUCCAGCUGCCUGCACCUAUAUAGCCUGAUUGGUUCUUGCUGCCCGUGAUUACAGCACUGUUUGGCGCCCAAAAUGUGAGCAAACACUAGGCAUGCUGGGUAGAAGUCUCACUCACUGACUUCCUGUUGCUUGUUGGAAACUACUGGAUCACUGGGAGAAGUGUCGCCGACAUUAUGUUAGUAAGUUACAGCGAUAUGUCAUUUUUUCUUCUUUUCCACAAUGACUUGGAUCUUGGAUACAGGAAGUGUCCAUCAAACCAGCUACAUAUUUGAGAAUCGGUUAUUUUUUGACAGUUUAUCGUGUUAAGAUUGUGUUCAAAUUCAAUGUUCAGUCAGUAUGCCACCACCCUGUAUUACUGGGAGUAAACAGUCAUAAAGAUAUAACUCUCCUCAGUGAGGCAUGUUGCUCAUUCAUUUGUUGAGUAAAGAGAGUAGCACAUUUUCUCAGUUGUAUUCUUUUUACUUAUGUUAUAAUGUGUAUGUAUUUCCAUCAAACCUGCCGUUUCUUUGCUUAGUUUGUGUGCCUUACUGUUUGUAAAAUGAUUUGUUUAUAUUUGGUUGGCAGUAGUCUCACAAAUAUGGUUAUGACCUGAUGAAAUGGUGGGGCACACAUUUUUACAACAUUAUCCACUUUUAAACACCUACAAUAGCAUUUCUGCAUUUCUCCUGUAAAUAGUAUCUCAAGCUCGGAAAGGUGAAAAGUGAACAAAAUAAAUUAUACACCUUAAACUUC
This is a messenger RNA of Micropterus dolomieu (smallmouth bass), 3073 nucleotides long. RefSeq names its product potassium voltage-gated channel interacting protein 4a (gene kcnip4a). Bases 598 to 1272 code for a protein of 224 amino acids. NCBI's taxonomy places the organism in Eukaryota, Metazoa, Chordata, Actinopteri, Centrarchiformes, Centrarchidae. Gene Ontology annotation, molecular function: potassium channel regulator activity; calcium ion binding. Gene Ontology annotation, cellular component: voltage-gated potassium channel complex. The transcript has 8 exons. The record is from RefSeq and is a predicted model, not a curated record. Gene Ontology annotation, biological process: regulation of potassium ion transmembrane transport.